This is a messenger RNA of Patiria miniata (bat star), 2666 nucleotides long. RefSeq names its product Bloom syndrome protein homolog. The record is from RefSeq and is a predicted model, not a curated record. Gene Ontology annotation, molecular function: four-way junction helicase activity; nucleic acid binding; ATP binding. Gene Ontology annotation, biological process: DNA replication; double-strand break repair via homologous recombination. Gene Ontology annotation, cellular component: cytoplasm; nucleus; chromosome. NCBI's taxonomy places the organism in Eukaryota, Metazoa, Echinodermata, Asteroidea, Valvatida, Asterinidae.
CAGUGACGCCUUUAAACACAACUAACAGAACCCUCAGCAUGGUACCCCCCCCUCAGGUACCCCCACCCCAGGUGACAAACCCCCUCAAACAAGGCGUGAUAACCACCCCACUCCAGAGGACGCUUCCCAGCACCAUCAGUAAGAUAAGCCCCGGAUUUGCCUCCCCCGAUGCCGGUUUUGGCGGAGACGGUUUCUAUGACGACUCUCCUGCCAUGCCAACCGCAUCAGUUUUUAAACACCACAGCACCAGGCUUCACUACUGGGAACAAGAAGAAACCUCUCGAACUUUCUUCAGAGAAGAGACCCCAACCACAACUGGUCAAACAGCACCACAAAUUCAAGCCAAGUACUGUACAAAGGGCGUCCGAUCUCUCUGUCAACCGAAGUCUCCAUUCGGCACAGUCGUUUCAGUGGAACCAAUUUCCCCCACUCCAAGGACUGCUCAAGGUGUUCCGUCAGACGUUUGUUUGCAUCAGUUCCGUCCUGAGCAACUCGAAGCUAUCAACGCAGCGCUGCUCGGUGAAGAUUGCUUCGUUCUCAUGCCAACAGGUGGAGGCAAGAGUUUGACUUAUCAGCUGCCGGGCGUUUUAACGGACGGUGUAACGUUCGUCGUCUCCCCACUCAAGUCACUCAUACAAGACCAGGUCCAGCGACUCGUCUCCUUGGAGAUUCCUGCUGCGCAUUUAUCUGGUGAAUUGAAGUCGGAUUUUGUGGAUUCCAUCUACCGUCAGUUGUCUCUUAGAGACCCAGGAGUCAAGCUGCUCUAUGUCACUCCGGAGAAGAUCAGCGCAAGUACCAAGCUCAUCUCGGCCAUGGAGCAUCUGUAUCACAGGAAGAUGCUUGCUCGGUUUGUCAUCGAUGAAGCCCACUGCGUCAGCCAAUGGGGUCACGAUUUCCGCCCAGACUACAAGAAACUGUGCAAGCUGCGCCAGAAGUUCCCCGGUGUCCCCGUCAUGGCUUUAACGGCUACGGCUACCCCAAGAGUACAGAAGGAUAUACUGCACCAGCUGGCAAUGCCAAAGCCACAGAUAUUCACUCGUAGUUUUGAUCGGAGCAAUCUCCAGUUUUCUGUCAAAAAGAAAGAGCCUCGCAAACUGAUUCAGCACAUCACGCAGCUACUACAAUCCACGUUCAGGGGCCAGUCGGGCAUCAUCUACUGCCUCUCAAGGAAAGAAUGCGAGAAGACGGCCGAAGAUUUAUGCCGGAACGGAAUCAAGGCGUGUCCCUACCACGCUGGCCAGAGUGACUCGGACCGAGCGAGGGUACAGGAGAAAUGGAUCAGCGAUGAAUACAAGGUUGUGUGUGCUACCAUAGCCUUCGGUAUGGGGAUAGAUAAACCGGAUGUACGUUUCGUCAUGCAUUACUCUCUACCCAAGUCGAUGGAGGGCUACUACCAGGAAGCCGGGAGGGCAGGUCGAGAUGGAGAGCUCGCCAAGUGUAUCUUGUAUUACUCCUAUCAAGACGUUACCAGAUUACGCCGGAUGGUGGAAGGUGAUAGAGACAAUAAUUAUGAAGUGACGAAAGUCCAUCUGGACAACCUGUAUCGCAUGGUGCAGUUCUGCGAGAACAGCGUGGAUUGUCGACGCGUGCAGUUGCUGAAUUACUUCGGAGAAACAACUUACACCAAGGAGAAGUGUCUGCAGAAUCGACAGACCGCCUGCGAUAACUGUCUGUCUGGGAGUGCCUACUCCACUGUUGACAUGACCAGCAUCGCUAAGAAGAUUGUGGAGUUUGCUAAGCAGAUCGAUGGAGCUCCGUCAUUCAGGCAGGGAUACAAGAGACGAUACGCCCCCCAGUUCACCCUCAAUCACUACGCUGAUGUACUCAUGGGAAGUAACUCGGCCAAGGUCACUCAGAACGGACACGCCAGCAGCCCGAUCUACAACCUGAUGAAGGGUCGGGAUUAUCAACGUCACGACUGCGAGAGACUUCUACGUAAGAUGGUCCUAGAUGGACUACUGCGGGAAGAGUUGGUGAUCGGAGCUCACGAUCAGGCGCUGUGUUACGUCAAAGUCGGACCUAAGGCCUUCGAUUUGCUGUCUGGACGUUCAAAGAUGGAACUAAAAUUGACCAACGCCAAAGCCGCCAAAGCCUUGCAGAUGUCCACUCAAGUUCCAAACGAGGCCCUCAACGCACCGAGACAGAAACUCCUGGAUGAGUUACGAGUCAUCCGCAGGCAGAUUGCUGUGGAAAGCAACAUGAACCCUGAUAACGUCUUCAACGAUGAGACGUUGAGAGAGAUGGCUGACCAGCUGCCGAUGGCCAAAGAGGAACUGGUGGAGCUGACCGGAGUGACCGUUCCUAAAGCCACUCGUUUCGGCCAGCGAUUUCUGGAGACGAUCACCAAAUACCUGCCGGAUAUGUUACAAGAGGAAGAUGAUUUUGCAAGCUCUGAUCCAUCCUCUUCGGUUUAUUUCAACAACACCGUCGCUAACACAGCCACAAAUGCCGCACAGAUAGCCGAUCGUCCAAACGAGCGCCGCGCAAGAGAAAACGCGAAGGUAACAACAACCCAACGAAGAGUAAACGUGUCCGCGCCGCAUCCAACAAGAGAAAAGGCAACGACGGAAGCGACAGCAACAACGCCUCAAACGGAUUCAACUUCAACAGUGGAGCCGGACACCAGACUACUAAUUUGAAUCAGUUCAAGUUCCAGAAGCCAUCCG